AUGCGCAUCUCUAUUGCGCCGAGAGGCUUGCGCACUGUUAUCGCAGCUGCGAGAACGACGACAUCGUGCCAGACAACAAGGGGUCCGCGGUAUUGUUUGUCUUGUCAGGAUAUCCAUCGCAUUUGUAGAGUGGGUGUGAGGAAGGGGAAGGGGAGUGGAAGGGAGAGGCAGAAGAGGAGGGAAAUAAAAAGAGAGUUCCAUUCAACUUCGACGUCCUCGUCCGCGUGGACUCCUGAUUCAUCGCUUCUCGGGCAGAUUUCGCGAUCAACUCCGCCUCCGUCUCCGUCUCCGCUAUCGUCCUCAUCUGCGACAGGGCCUUCGUCAGCGUCGUUGAAAAGAAUAGAGAGGACAGACAAACCUGCGCAUGGGAAUUCGUCGGGGCCUUCGGGUAAUGAUGGUAUGAUCAAUUGUAGCGAUAAGGCCUCUCCCCCUUCACCUCCUCCACCGCAGCGGAGGAAACAAGAAAGAGACCAGGAAUCAGAUCAAGAACAGUUACAAGACCUACGACCUGUAGAGCAAACCACCAUCAACCCAACAUCCGCUCAGAUAUCUGCUGGCGCAUCGAUACCCGCUAUUACCUUUCCAACCCCCACCCCUAGCACGACAACUACAGAUAAUACCAACACCGCUACCACCGCUACUAUCACUACACCAUCGACACCAUCACAGCUACCACCACCUCCCAGAACUCUCCGCCAAAUCAUAAAAUCAACCUCCAUAGGACGCGCGGCGGAUUUCUACAGCCGCAUGCAGAGUCGCAGACCUUAUUGGACGCAGUUGUGGUGUACGUUGUUUAUAUACCUGUGUGGGGAUUUGAGCGCGCAGUUUGUUGUCGAGGAUGCAGGGAAGGAGAAGGGGAAGGACGGGGUGAUAGGAGGGGAUGGAGCUGGAGAUAGAGAUGGAGCUGCGGUGCGAGAGGAGUUAAUGGCGCGGUAUGGAUAUGAUCCGUUGAGGACGGUGAGACAUUUGACAGUUGGUGCUGUGGCUGCCGUGCCGAGUUAUCGAUGGUUCAUGUUCCUCCACAACAACUUCAACUACGCCCGCUCCAAACUCCUGUCAAUCCUCACAAAGGUAUCCAUCAACCAAGCCAUCUUCACCCCAAUCUUCAACACAUACUUCUUCUCCAUGCAAUCCUUGCUCGCCGGCACAUCCCUCCAAGAUACAUGGGAGCGUCUCAAACUCGCUCUCCCCAUCAGCGUCAUGAAUAGCGCUAAGCUCUGGCCCGCCAUCACGGCGUUUAUGUUCAUGUAUGUUGAUCCGCAGUUUCGGAGUAUUUUUGCGGGGAGCAUUGCGGUUGGUUGGCAGACAUAUUUGAGCUGGUUGAACCAGAAGGCGGCGCGGGAUAUUGGUGGGGCAGUGCAGGGGGAGGAGUUGAUGGGGCGGCGGAGUGGUGGAGGUGUACGGGCUACAACUCUGGCUACGCCUGCGGUGUCGGUUUGA
Molecule: messenger RNA, 1440 nt
Organism: Paracoccidioides brasiliensis Pb18
Exons: 2
Coding region: 1-1440 (479 amino acids)
Cellular component (GO): mitochondrion; membrane; cytoplasm
Source: RefSeq, a predicted model, not a curated record